AGUCAGUCGCCGUCUGAGUCAUAUCGUCGAGUCGUCGUCGAGUUAUCGUACGCGGAGGUGCACUUUCACUCACGUUAUUGAAGACGCGAUUUCGCGAAUACACUUUAUUCUCGAACCACUAGUAACUAAAUAACAUGACUUGGUUGAAAUUCAUAAGUGAAAGUUAUGUACAUUAAUUCAUUAACACAAAUCAAGAGAAUACAAGCGAAUCAGGAGAACCUGCUCUUGUUCAACGCGUUAUUCCAACAUACUACAAGGUGUGAAAGUCGAGCAACAGUAUAUCGCAGGAAUAAAAUAAACCUUAAAUUCCUUAUCGCUGAUUUUACAGAGUAUGAAAAAGCGACUCUAAAGAGCAUCGUUUUAUUAAUUUGCGAUAUAAUCGAGGUUAAACCUUCGAUUCGACCUUGAAUGAGUUCACACAACAGUAUUGUUGCAAUAUUACGAACGAUAAGAUCCAAAAUAGAGAAAAAUGGCGCUAUUUUCAGUCAACCUUGCGCUCCAACUUUUGGGAAUAAUAAUAGCCAUAGUCGGGGCAGCGUACAUUUACCUCAAGCAUGUAACCUACAACUACUGGAGUUCCAGAGGAAUUGCACAGCUGGAACCAAUACCACCGAUCGGUGACUUGUGGCCGCUCCUUUCAGGGAAAAGAUCAAUCGGUCAAUUGAUGCGCGACGGUUAUCUCCGUCUGAGGAAGAAGCGAAUUUUCGGUUUCUACUCUAUCCACAAGCCAAACCUGGUGAUCUGCGAUCCUGACAUACUUCGGUUCGUGCUGACAAAGGAAUUUCCGCGAUUCCAAGACCGCGGAAUGUUCAGUGACGAGAAGCUCGACCCGAUGUCGGGUAACCUGUUCCUGACCGGUGGAACAAAGUGGCGACACCUCAGGGUGAAGUUCUCGCCGACGUUCACGUCCGGCAAGAUAAAGCACAUGUUCACAAUCGUCAAGGAGAUAUCUGACAACCUCGACAAGCGUCUGGCCUACGAGGCGAAACAGAACGAGCUUGUCGAGAUCAAGGAUCUGAUGGCGAGGUUCUCCACCGAUGUGAUAGCAACCGUGGCCUUCGGGAUCGACUGCAACAGCCUGGAAGAUCCCGAUGCGGAGUUCCGAUCAUGGGGACGAAAGUUCUUGGAGCCGAAUCCGCUGAAGAAUGCGUUAAUGGCACUUUGUCCCUCAGUGCUGCAGAUAUUGAAGAUCCCAUUCUUCGACAAGGGGGCCUCCGACUUCAUCCUAAACGCGUUCACCGACACCGUAAACUACAGGACAGCCAACAAUGUAGUGCGAAAGGACUUCCUGGAGCUUGCUAUGCAGCUCAUAAACAAGGGAUACGUACAGGGCGACGAAGACGAAAACAACAAGGAAACGGCCCAGACCUCAGUCAAUGCCAGCGACAAAAUCACGAUGCUGGAAGGAGCGGCGCAGGCUUUCGCUUUCUGGGUUGGUGGAUUCGAAACCUCGUCUUCGACAGCGACUCAUUGCCUCUACGAAAUGGCCCUGAAUCAGGAUAUCCAGGAAAAAUUAUCCGAUGAGAUAAAUACAGUACUGGAGAAAUUCGGGGGCUUGACUUACGACAGCAUAAACGAGAUGACUUAUCUUCACAAAGUUGUCUCAGAAACCCUCAGAAAGUAUCCUUCAGUAGCCGUCCUAAACAGAGAGUGCAAUCAGGAUACCAAGCUACUCGACACUGGUCUGGUCGUCGAGAAAGGAACGCCGAUCAUCGUUCCAGUAAUGGGUAUCCAUUGGGAUCCCGAAAUUUACCCUGACCCGGAAAAAUUCGAUCCGGAAAGAUUCACGGAGGAGAACAUCUCCAAGAGGCACCGUUACGCUUACCUAGCCUUUGGCGAAGGGCCCAGAAAUUGCAUCGGCAUGCGAUUCGGUUACCUUCAAACGAAAAUCGGACUCAUCACUCUGCUCUCCAAGUAUCGUUUCAAACCAGGGCCUGACACAAAAGUACCACUGCCUGCCGAUACCGGAAACUUUUUACACAUGCCACUUGGUGGAGUGAUCCUACGAGUCGGAGAAAGAUACUAAAAGAGUAAAAAUUGUCAUCAUCACACUUGGGCCAUUUGUUUUUUCACAAAUUUCGAAAUUUUUUAGUCUUCCAUUUUCCAAGUAGUACGAAUCAUGCUAGAUAAUUUUUCUUACGUAAAUUUUAAUCAACUUUUUGGAUUUGAACAAUGAAAGAUCACUAAUUACCAGUUACGAGUAUACCAUAGGGAAGAAAUCAGUGCAUAUACGCUGACGAUCCACCAACUUUUCACUGACAUUUCACUAAUUUUCAGUGUAUAUGGAGCAUUCCGUGUCAAAUUUGUAAUCCAUGUACCUCAUCCCCUUCGAUAUUGAAAAUUUUUUAUUAUGAUGUUGCAGCCGGUCCAAAAUGGUCAGGAAAUUUUGUUCAGUCAUCUUUCAGCCACCGGUGAAAUUUAAAAAAAUAAUCAACACACCAAUUCCGAAAACGCCAU
This is a messenger RNA of Neodiprion virginianus, 2457 nucleotides long. RefSeq names its product cytochrome P450 6k1-like. The coding region runs from base 470 to 2026 and encodes 518 amino acids. The transcript is spliced from 7 exons. The record is from RefSeq and is a predicted model, not a curated record. Lineage: Eukaryota; Metazoa; Arthropoda; Insecta; Hymenoptera; Diprionidae. Gene Ontology annotation, molecular function: monooxygenase activity; oxidoreductase activity, acting on paired donors, with incorporation or reduction of molecular oxygen; heme binding.